Molecule: messenger RNA, 1059 nt
Organism: Scatophagus argus
Lineage: Eukaryota; Metazoa; Chordata; Actinopteri; Scatophagidae
Product: transcription factor HES-7.1-like
Exons: 3
Coding region: 108-770 (220 amino acids)
Biological process (GO): regulation of neurogenesis; regulation of transcription by RNA polymerase II; anterior/posterior pattern specification
Cellular component (GO): nucleus
Molecular function (GO): DNA-binding transcription factor activity, RNA polymerase II-specific; RNA polymerase II cis-regulatory region sequence-specific DNA binding; protein dimerization activity
Source: RefSeq, a predicted model, not a curated record
CCACGUACGCCUUAAAGGCCCUGAGUGGAGGCUGAGGAGUCACAUUCAGCUUGGACUGAAGGACCGACAAGCCGCAGUCACCACCGUGUUGUUCUUGGAACACAAUCAUGAAGUUGCUUCAGGAUUCAGAGGACGCAAAGGCCAAAAGGAAGACUCUCAAACCUCAGGUGGAGAGGCGUCGAAGAGAGAGAAUAAACCGCAGCCUGGAGAGCCUGAAGACCCUUUUGCUGCAGCGACAGGAAGCGACUCAGCGCCGAGUGGAGAAGGCUGAGAUACUCGAGCACACGGUCCUCUUCCUACAAAACACUGCGACGGGAGACAAGACGGGGGCUGAAGGUGGUGGUGGAGAGCAGAAACACUCCUUCCAAGACGGAUUCAGCACCUGCCUGCAGAGAGCUGCUCAGUUCCUGGGACCGGAGGGGAAGGGCCUGUGGCUUGGAGCGGCACUGGACGCAUCUUGUGCCGCUCGCUUUUCCCGUCUAAACUGCGAUUCUGCAGGCGUCUGGAGGAGAACUGAAGCUCCUUCCUCCUCCAGCUCUCUGCUUCUCAGAAAGUCCUCCAGGUCCAUUCUCCAGUUGUUGAUAGAGAGGUCCAGACACAGACUGUGCACGCCUUCCCCCCCUGUUGUCACUUGUGCUCAGAACCAUGGAGAGUCACAUCGUUGUCCCACAAGUCGCCAGCAGCCGCACAAAGAGGCGAGUCGGGGGAGCAAACGGAGUCCGUCUGAGAGCCAGCCGGUCAGCCAGUCUCUGUGGAGACCCUGGCCCUGAUCUCCAGAAACCGACUGAACUUCUAAUGACUCUAACAUGCUGGUUAUUAUUUAUACAGCAGCAUGUGCUCAUCUGACUUUCUACAAGGACGUUUUCAGUGCAAUGUUUUGAUCACGGGCCUCCUGCUUGCUGUCCAGUCUGAUAUUUUUCAGAUAUUGUACAUUUUCUACGAUCUGCUGCUACAGCCUUUACGGGCCAACGCGUGUUAAUUGUAUCAUUUAUGAUGUAUUUUUGCACCUUAAUUUAUUUUUUCAUUUGUAAAUAAACUAAAGGGGAAAAAAAUCACAAA